CGCCUGCUGUCAGUCUACGUACCCGGAAAUAAACAAACCCUUUCUUGCGAGGCAGCCAACUUGUCGGGAUGGCUACGACUAAUGCUAAACAGACUAUAUUGAAUCCGGCAAUCCCUUUCGCUGGGACUAUUCUCGGAGGUCUGCUUCCGGGGGAGAUGCUGCUAAUACAAGGCAGGGUCCCCAGUAACUCCGAGAGGUUCCAGGUGGACCUCCAGUGUGGGAGCAGUGUGAAGCCCAGGGCGGACGUAGCCUUCCACUUCAACCCCCGCUUCAAGAAGAGGGCUCUGGGCAUCGUGUGCAACAGCCUGCAGAAAGAGCGCUGGGGCAAGGAGGAGAUCCACCAGCAGAUGCCCUUCAGCCCCGGGGAGGUGUUUGAGAUCAUCAUCCUGGUGCAAAAGGAAGUGUUUAAGGUGGCAGUGAACGGGAAUCAUCUGCUGGAGUACACUCAGAGGCUGGACCUCGACGGGGUAGACACUCUGGGCAUAUCAGGCUCAGUCAGCAUUCAAGCCAUUGCCUUCUUCCCCGUUGAAACUGCAGCUGCGAAGCCCUCUCUAGUCCACAGAGACUCCAUCCCACACGCGAUGCUGAAAUCCCCAGAAGAUCUGAGUCUUCCUUUCCGUGGACAGAUGGAGAAGGGUUUGAGUCCCGGGCAAACCAUUACAAUUAAAGGAAAAACCAGUCCCUACCCACACAGCUUCAGUGUGAACCUGCGGGUCUCCAACGGCAGCGACAUCGCCUUCCACCUCAACCCCCGGCUGAAGGUGGGCGCGCUGGUCAGGAACUCCUUCCUGUCGGACUGCUGGGGCGAAGAGGAGCUGGAGCUGGACGCGGCCUUCCCCUUCGUCGCCGAUCAGUACUUUGAGAUGAUCAUCCUGUGUGAGGCCCACCAGUUCAAAGUGGCGGUGAACGGGGUCCAUCAGCUGGUGUACCGCCACCGCGUCCAGGACCUGACCCGCAUCACCGACCUCGAGAUCCAGGGGGACGUGCAUCUGCUGGAUGUCAAGCUGUGGUAACCUCGGACACCCAUCCCCAACCCACCAUACGAUAGGUACAGCGGGUGUGUCCACUACAUUAGGGGACGGACGGCAGGCUAACCACUUUAGAGUGUAAAAAGGCUUUGUGUUCAAGGCCUGUGUCUGGCUCCAGAGACUAGGUGUGUGGUUGGAAAAGCAAACAAAAAAGAAAUUCUCUUUUAUAUUGUGCUCUGCAUUGCUACAAUGCUUUAGUUGGCUGACAUUCCACUGGGAAAAACAAGCGAUUUCUCUUUCUUAAAAUACAGGAGAAAAUAUGAGAACAAAUGCUGAUAAUAAUUCCAUUUUUGGCAUGUUAACUGAGUAUUAGCUGCUGACGAAGGCAUUUCGAUCAAUACUUUGAGCAGUCGGGCAAACAUUUAAAAUGCUUUCUAACACUGUUAAAAGUGUUUAAAAUGCCCAAAGAAGAGCUUUCUUCAGCCUCUUCAGUGAUGCACUACAGAAACGUAACAUUAAUGUAGAACUUUGCACUUAUAUACAUUUCCAUAUACAAGUGUGUGUGUGUGUGUGUGUGUGUGUGUGUGUGUGUGUGUGUGUGUGUGUAAAAUUAAGCGCUUGUGCUGCUUAACACUAACGCUAAUUACUACAGGAAGUUAAUUUUAAUGUAAUUUGCACAGUCUUUCCAUAUCUUGUGAAACCAGGUGUAAUCUGUUAUUACAUGACCAAGCAACUCAGGACGAAGGGAUACAAAUACGUUUUCUAAGAAUAAGGUGUGUGUGUGUGUGUGUGUGUGUGUGUGUGUGUGUGUGUGUGUGUGUGUGUGUGUGUGUGUGUGUGUGUGUGUUUAAAUAAACCUGGGUGAGUUGUAGUGGACCAGAGGUUUAAUAUGAUGACCCAAAAUAUUAAUCAAAAGGAAAGUGAAUGGGCUGUUGUUGGUAUUCCAAAGAAACAAAAUAAUAUACGAUAUACUCUGGAUUAAUCACUGGAAAAAUAUAAAAAUCUUUAAUAGAUAAAUUUGAUUAUCUAUUAAAAUAUCUCUCCGAUAAUAUAUAUUUUUUUACCCCAACUGUUUUGUGUAUAUGGCAUAUCUAUUUUGAGAAAAUGUUGAGAUUUGUUAAGACGGUAGAUUAACCAAAAUUGUCACCUUACCACCUGAAUACUCUGAAGUAACUCCCAAUACAAUAAACAAGCCAUUCAGCAGGGUACCUGUUUGUAAAGCUUUAUAGGAAUACACAAAUAUGUUUUCUUUGUAAUCCAUAGUGUAUGGCUCAAACCCAGUUACUAACGAGCAUGACUGUUAAUCCUGUGUGUAACUGCAUUAUUCAUGUGUAAUUACAUUAACCAUGUGUGAAGUAUCCAUAAUUCCUGUGUGUAAUUAUGUUCAGUCCGGUGUGCCGGGUUCUUUCAAACCAUAUUCAAUAAAAAACAAUUUGAAACCAUGUUCAGUGAAAACAAAAGCUUACAUUUACGAUUGAAGUGCAAUAAAAUAUGCAAGUCUAA
Molecule: messenger RNA, 2471 nt
Organism: Gadus morhua (Atlantic cod)
Lineage: Eukaryota; Metazoa; Chordata; Actinopteri; Gadiformes; Gadidae
Gene: lgals8a
Product: galectin 8a
Exons: 9
Coding region: 69-1013 (314 amino acids)
Cellular component (GO): cytoplasm
Molecular function (GO): carbohydrate binding
Source: RefSeq, a predicted model, not a curated record